UCGCCGUUGUACUGCUACCUCAUCAGCACCGUGCAUCCCGACUUGCCCUUCAUCCUCCCUUCACAUGGACCUUGCUCCUUCGUAAAUGCUCUGCCUUUGCCCCUGGUGUUCCCACUUGCUUGCUCUCCUAGAAUAGCAACUACCGUCAAGCUGCGCCGCGGAAGACAGGAGGUCAGGCAAAGGAGCGAAUACGACAUUCGACUUUGGUUCCUCGCACGCCUGCGAAACACCUCUUCCACAGAGAGACUGCACGCUGGGCUGGCGUGGGCACAGUCAUGGCCUUCCUCCUUCAUCCGAUCCAGUACGCCGUCCAACGCUGCGUAGACUCAAUAGUGCAAACCCCAGAGCGCGGUGCAAGGAUCUCGGGAAAGACGACGUUGCAAGACCUCGAUGUGGCCGCCAAUGCUCCCCCAACCAGGACGAGCAGGAUACGCAACCCUUUUGCCUCGGCCUCCUCUGCAGAUCCUCCUCCUCCUCCUCUCGAAGCGGAAUCCCUCGCCUUCUCCCCGGACGUGGGCUUUCAACCAACUUACUUGCCCCCACCUCUUUGGAAGCGACCUCACACCUCCGUAGAGGCGCAAAGGCUGUACAAUCAUGCCCGCACCGUAGCUUGGUAUGCGGAUAGUCUACCGUUGCUGGAGACUUGGCGAUUCUUACCCUUCAAUGUAGGGGUGGACUCAAUCAUUGGACUAGUGCCCGGGCUGGGAGAUAUAGCGGGUGCAAUCAUUGGGGUGUACUUGGUGGGCAUCGUAGCACUCUUUGGGUUGCCAAUCAGGUUGGUGGGCAUCAUGCUGCUCCUCGUGACGCUCGAUACACUCGUAGGCGCAGUACCAUUAGUGGGAGAUGCUCUGGAUGUUGCUUUUAAGUCAAACUUGUACAUCCUCUACCUCCUCGAGCACCAUCUGGUCGCUUCAGGGGGCAAAUGUGGGGCAGGAACUUUCCAAGUAGUCAUGCCGCCGUCAGGGGUAUGGUUCAAGCAGACGAGGGGAGCAAGACGAGCGGGACCGCCCCCGGGGCUUAGGACCGCCGAAAGCAUUGCAAUGCAGCCGCAGCAGCCAGCGCUCGCAACGUCUCCUCGUGCUCCACCUGCGUCGUCCCCCGGCAUAGCACCCCCACCAGACGUGCUAAACGCCUCGAUCAGAGCAGGGGGGAGCAGCACAAGCGGUAGUAGCAGCGGCAUCAACGCAGGUGGCGGAGGACCAGCAGGCAGUACUCAGACUGAACGCUCCAUUCCUCGUCGGCCCAUGGCUCCCUUUGAGGGGCAACAUCUCCCUGCGAUGCCUCUCUCAUUACCUUCGGAAUUCAGAGCAAGCGAGGAGAUCCAAGAGCAGGCAGCGGCGCGUUCUGAUUCAAAUAGCAAUGGGCACGGCAGUCGUAGAGAUGCGGAGUCAGCGCCUCUGCUUGCAAGUGCACUUGCACAUGGCAGCGCAGACAAGGAUGCGCACCAUAGUGACGACGAGUACGACGACGAUGAGGACGAAGAGUCGGACGGGCAGCAACCCCCACGCCUCGUCUUCCCGGACAUGGUCACCUCACCUGGGCGACCUCGAGUGGCAAGCAGCAGUGGAGGUACAAUGAUCAGCCGCAGCCGUAGUCGAAGCAAACUGCGUGAUCAACGUCGACCUCGCGGCGUCUCAUGGCAUGCCGACAUUCAGGGAGGGUACGCAGACGGAUCACUUGAUGGCCAUGACAGCGACGAUGCUGCUACCACCACCGCUCUUGAUGACAGCGAUGUAGAAUCGCAUCGCCUCUCCCGGCAACCCUCGACACCCAGCAUAUCCGUCGCAGGUCGACGACGGCGGUACCUCCUCAUCUACUCAGCCAUAUUUGCUAUCGCAUACGUCACCUCCCUCGACGCCAACACAGGCUACCUCUACCUCAACUUUGCCUGCUCAGAGUUUGGCGCCCUCGCUUCCUUCAGCACCGUAGCCAUUUGCCAGCAGAUGGUCUUCGCCAUUGCGAAACCACCCAUUGCCAAGCUUUCCGACGUCUUCGGUCGUGCGGAGGCUUUCUUGUUCGCGCUGGCCAUGUACUCGAGCGGGUACGCAGUUGUGGCUAGCGCGAAUAGCUUGCAAGGCUUGAUAGGUGGAAUCGUGCUGCAGAGUGCGGGAAACACGGGAGUGCAGGUGUUGCAGAGUAUCGUCAUUGCAGACCUCACGACCGCGAAGUGGCGCGGCCUGGUCAUCAGUCUGGUCAACCUACCGUAUCUCAUCAACUUUGCGGUCGCGGGACCUUUGGUGGACGCAGUGAUGCAGAGUUACGGCUGGAGGGUCGGGUACGGAAUGUGGAGCCUCGUGGUGCCCAUGGCAGCCGCUCCGCUCGUCAUUGUGCUCGCCGUUGGGCAGAAACAGGCUCGAGAUGCAGGGCUGCUAGAGCAACGCCGGGUUUUCGGUCGCGGCUGUGGCGCCGCAGUCACCCACAUCUCAAGGGAGAUCGAUGCACUAGGUCUCGCCCUCUUCACCCUAGCCUGGACUCUCCUGCUUGGCCCGCUCACACUCGCCGGCCACGGAGCUUCCGCCUCGACGUCCCGCACAGCAGCCAUUGCCUCGAUGUGCAUUGGCUGCCUACUCCUCAUAGCCUUCACCUGGUGGGAACGCCGAGCUUCCAACCCUAUCAUGCCGCUGCGCUUCCUGGGGAAUGGGGCCGUUGUCUGCAUCUGUCUCAUCGGAGUUCUGGACUUCGCCUCCUUCUACCUCAGCUGGACGUACCUCUCUGCCUUUGUGCAGAUCGUCAAGGAUUGGGGCCAGACGCAGACUGGCUAUUUCGCCACCACUCAAAACGUCACCUCCACCAUCGUCGGGAUCAUCGUGGGGUCGCUGAUGGCCUGUACAAGACGGUUCAAGCUCUUCCUCGUUGGCGGAGUGGUGGUGCGCUUCGUGGGUGUGGCGCUCAUGAUUCGCUACCGCAACAGCCACGACCCCACCGUGAUGCUCGUGCUCUGCCAGCUCCUCCAAGGGAUAGGAGGCGGAAGUGUAGCCAUCACGAUGCAGAUCGCGGCCCAAGUCUGCGUCCGACACGCGGAUGUGGCCAUCGUGACCGCUCUCGAGCUUCUCACGACGGAGAUAGGCGCAGCAAUGGGCAGUGCGGCUGCUGGGCUCAUCUUCUCGACACUGCUACCCGCGAAGUUGCGCGAGACCUUGGGGCCGGGCAUACCAGAGGCUGAGCUUCGCGAGAUCUACGGGAGCUUGAGCAAGGCGACCAGCUUCCCCAUGGGAUCGCCAGAGAGGAGCGCAAUCGUUGAGGCGUGGACCGAGACGAUGAAGCAUCUGUGCGUGGUGGCGACGGUGAUAUUGGUGCCGACUCUUCCUCUCGCCUUGGCCGUACCAGACUUCGUACUACCGGAUUCGCACAAGCGUGCGACUGCAGGCGAAGACUCGCAUCAUCAUCACCACCACCAUCAUCGCCACUCGUCACAUCGCAGCUCGCUCAGCCAUUUGCGCUCUGAGCGACAGCCGCUGCGCCGUAGUAGUAUCGUGUCUGCACCGCUGCCGAGCAGCAACGGCGGCAGUAUCGGUCGAGGCGAAGGAAAGAAGGUCAAGGAGGCUGAGGUGGAAGCGUAUCGUAUUUGAGCUGAGAUAUCGAGAGCGGCGAGCAUAAUUUGCAUCUGUACACGACCGCAGCAUCGUUGAGGAAUACUACAUCUGCUUGCACUGCCUC
This is a messenger RNA of Jaminaea rosea, 3657 nucleotides long. Its product is annotated as MFS general substrate transporter. Gene Ontology annotation, biological process: transmembrane transport. The record is from RefSeq and is a predicted model, not a curated record. Bases 276 to 3569 code for a protein of 1097 amino acids. Gene Ontology annotation, molecular function: transmembrane transporter activity. NCBI's taxonomy places the organism in Eukaryota, Fungi, Basidiomycota, Exobasidiomycetes, Microstromatales. The transcript has 2 exons.